Messenger RNA from Talpa occidentalis (Iberian mole), 2918 nucleotides. It is a transcript of the gene SLC49A3, whose product is annotated as solute carrier family 49 member 3. Lineage: Eukaryota; Metazoa; Chordata; Mammalia; Eulipotyphla; Talpidae. Gene Ontology annotation, cellular component: membrane. The record is from RefSeq and is a predicted model, not a curated record. Gene Ontology annotation, biological process: transmembrane transport. Gene Ontology annotation, molecular function: transmembrane transporter activity.
AUGGCGCUGCCCGGGGACCCGCGGGCGCCCCCCGUCCCGGGAGCGCCGCCCGGCCACCGCGUCUACGCGCGCCGCUGGGUCCUCCUGCUGGUGGUCAGCCUGCUCAGCUGCUCCAACGCCAUGCUGUGGCUCAGCUUCGCCCCUGUGGCCGACGCCGUCGCCCUGCACUUCCGCCUCUCUGCUGAGCAGGUCAACUGGCUCUCGCUGGUCUACCUCGUGGUGUCCAUCCCCGCCGGCGUGGCGGCCAUCUGGGUGGUGGACACCGUCGGGCUCCGCUGCGCGACCACCCUGGGCGCCUGGCUGAACCUCGUGGGGAGCCUGCUGCGCGCCCUGCCCUGCUUGCUCUCCCGGACCCAGAAUGCAUUCGCCUUCCUCGUGGGUGGGCAGGGCCUCUGCGCCCUGGCCCAGACCCUGGUCGUCUUCACUCCAGCCAAGCUGGCUGCCGUGUGGUUCCCGGAGCACCAACGGGCCUCUGCCAACGGGGCCGCCUCCAUGGCAAAUCCCCUGGGCAUCCUGGUGGCCAACCUGCUGUCUCCUGCCUUGGUCAAGAAGGAGGGGGACGUCCCCCUAAUGCUGGGUGUCUACGUGGGCCCUGCCGGCCUGGCCUGCCUACUGGCCACCCUGUGCCUCCGGGAGAGUGCACCCCGCCCGCCCUCAGCCGGUGCUGGCAGCUCCGCCUCCAGAGACGUCCUCGGUGGGCUGAAGCUGCUCGCCAGGAACAAGGCCUACGUGCUCCUGGCCGUGUGCUUCGGGGGCGGCAUCGGCAUCUUCUCCACCUUCUCGGCCCUGCUGGAGCAGGUGCUGUGCGCCAGCGGCUACUCCAACGAGUUCUCAGGACUCUGUGGGGCGCUCUUCAUUGCAUUUGGGGUGCUGGGGGCUCUGACUCUCAGCCUGUACGUGGACCGGACCAAGCAUUUCACGGGAGCUGUCAAGAUCGGCCUCUGUCUGACAUCUCUGGUCUGUGUGGCCUUUGCUCUGGUGUCCCAGCUGCAGGGGCAGACCCUGGCACUGGCGGCCAUCUGCUCGCUGCUGGGCUGCUUCGGCUUCUCCGUGUUCCCAGUGGCCAUGGAGCUGGCCGUGGAGUGCUCCUUCCCGGUGGGGGAGGGUGCAGCCGCCGGCCUGAUCUUCGUUCUGGGGCAGGCCGAGGGCGUGCUCAUCAUGGUCCUGCUGUCCACUCUGGCUGUGCGUCGCGAGGAGCCGUCCUUCUCCACCUGUCAGGGCGGCCAGGACCCGCUGGACUGGAGCACAUCCAUGCUGCUGAUGGCCGGCCUCUGUACCCUCUUCACCUGCCUCUUGGUGCUCUUCUUUCACACGCCCUACCGGCGCCUGCAGGCUGAGGCCAGCGCCAGCUCCUCCGUCCAGGAGGAGUGCCCGGCGCCCACAGACCACACGGCCGGCCUGGACACCACCCCCUGAGCCCUGCGUGGACGCUGCCCUCUCCUGCAGCAGCUUCUCUUUCCUACCUCCAACCCCAGCCUCUGGUGUUGGGCGGUGGGGCUGCCGGCCUGGCUGAGGGGCAUGGCCGAGGGAGCUGGGUCCUGGACGUGGAGUCCUGAGCCAGGAGUGGGUGGGGCUGCCUGCUUGAAGGGGCCCUUCCUGGAGCUUCUCCGAGCCUCUGCUGACCAGAGGCCACACCCUGGCCUGGGUGCUGGGCGGGUGGGGAGCAUGGGCCAGCUGGGCUGCAGGGAAAGCGGAGGGAGAGCCCCACUGAAGACCUUCCGUCCCACCAGACACCACACGCAGGUGUAGGCCACUCUCUGCCCUGACAGCUGGCGGGGGACGCCCCCGCUCCUGGCAGGUGCCUUACCCCGCCCCCCGUGGGUGCCGCGUAGCUCAGGCCCCGCAGCCCAGGUGGCGGCAGCAUCGAUGUUCGGUCAGCCUGCGAGUCCGUCAGGGGGUCAGGCCCUGGUGUGUGGGAAGGGGCCCCAAGGGCGUUUUAGGAAGUGACGCUUGAAAAACUGCGUUUUUAUGCCAGAUGUCUGGAUUUCACCGUGUCAGGCCUGGUCUUGUUUCUAUGUUGGGGGAGGGGCAGCCAGCGAGCCAGGUGAGCUCAGACACCCCAACCACCCCGGGGGUCCUGCAGCCUGCAGGGCAGCACACCCUCACCCUGGGGCCGCCACCCUCUUGUAGGCCUGGCACGAGCGGCUGCUUGAUGCUGAGGUGAAGAGGGGCCAGUCAGGAGGUGCCCCUGGGCCCGUCCUACCCACUUACCGCACAGGCGAAGCCUGGAUCGGGGCGAGUCCUGGGAAGCUGGCCGGCCUGUCCUUGGUCUUCUCCUGGCCUGAGAUGAGACACACCCGGGCAGUGCAGUGGGGCAGCUGUCCCUGCAAGCGCACCAGGGAAGCCAGGACCCCGGCCUGGCACAGGGCAGCUGGGUGGGCACAUCACCCACUCCCCAGCACACACGUACUUGUGGACACAAACUCUGCUUGUGUGACAGACACCCUCGGGACAUGCACAUGCACCACGCGCCGUGCACACACACCACACGCAUGUCUACUGCCCGCGCUCAGCAUGCCCGGGUGAGCCGAUGAGGUGGGCUCUGCCCUUCCCUGUCAGGUCUCCUGUCUGAAGCUCCUGCCUGCCCUUGGGGCAGCUUAGACACUGGCGGCCACUCCCUGUAAGGAUGGGCUCCGGCCCCUGGGGACCAGACGACUGCAGACCGCCCUGGCCACUGGUGGGACUCUCAAGGACCCCUUCUCCUGCCAGCAGGGCCCCGCCUCACAGGCACACCUGGCUGCCCCAACUGGAUCCCUGCCCCUCCAUGCGUCCAGGACGGCUCUCUGUGCCAGGGCUGGGGCUUUGGGGGCCCAAGUGAGGGGCCUCCCCAGAUCUGCCAGGACGGAGGCGGGUGGUCCAGGGGACUACCUGAGCUCCUGGACCGCCCUAUGUGCUUGGAACCCCACCUUGGGCCCUGG